AUGGUAGCCCAUUAUACCCUAGUCGUACAUUACUGUUACGGAGUGGCAUUUGGGAUUUUGGGGCUCGUUUGCAGAAGUGAAGCUGAAGAAAACGCCACGGCAGGCCCUCCUCUUGAGCUUUCUUUGGGAAAGUAUAAGGAUGUAUUGCUAAAUGAAACCAUUCCAACUGAAGCAGUAUUAAGGAAUAUUGCCAGCAACGUGACUGCCAUUGUCUUUCAGAUCCAUACUCACCAAAAGAAUGUGACCAUCUCCUUUGAUAAGAAACCAUCCAUAAACAACUCAGGGACUGGAGUAGACAAAGGGCUGGUUUAUAUCCUUCGGCCGCAGCAGACUGUGUGUACGUGGUAUUUGCAAGCUGUGGAUACUGAUCGGGUGUUGAGCACAGCUGUUUCUUUCUCUUAUGCUGAAAGAGAUCCAAUUCCUGGAGGCUGCAACCUAGAAUUUAACUUGGAAAUUGACCCCAAUAUCUAUUUAGAUUAUAACUUGGCCGAGACACACGUUAAAUUUGCCCCAGCAAAUCUGGGGUACAUGAGGGGUACAGAUCCUCCUUCAUGUGAUUCUGGAACUACUCAGGAUGCUAGGCAGCAACUAUACUAUGAUGUCUAUCAGUACUUCCUACCAGAGAAUGACCUGUCUGAAGCAGCGUUUGUGAACCACAUGAGGAAGAUGUCUGAGGUGCAAAAUAUCAGAGCUAAUAGGGUUAAAAUGCUGACCUUAACUAGCCAAGACAAAACAGACUUGUAUUUUUCCUCACUUCCGGGACAAGGAGUGAUUUACAAUGUCAUAGUGAGGGACCCACUGUGGAACACCUCAGCUGCAUAUGUACCUGUUCACACAUGUGUGUGUAGCCUCUCUGCUUCGGAGGAUAGCUGUUCCACUCUCAGAAAACUCUCCACCAAAAUAUUUUUCACAGCACUUGCUAUCUUUGGCCUCUUCAUCUGUUUCCUCGGACACAGGCUCUGGAAAACAGAUCUAUUCUUUAUGGGCUUCAUCUCCAUGGCGUUCUUUUUCUUCAUCACCAUUACUAGAACAUCGGCUCUCGAUUACGAUGUCAGUCUUGGUCUUACAGCAGUAGUUGGAGUUCUUGGAGGCCUCCUAUUGGUGGCUUAUUGGUGGCGAUUUGGCUUUGUGAUCCUAUGUAUGUUGAUUGUAGGACUAGUGCUGGGAUUCCUUGUUGCGUCUACGGUCUUCUUCACUCCCUUAGGAGAUUAUAAGGUUUUCCAAGAUGAUGCUGUAUUCUGGGUGACUUUCUGUUGCAUCACCUUGAUGGUCCCAACAGUUUUUGUUGGCUACCCCAGAGUUCUCAACAUCCUGGCGUGUGGCAUAAUAGGAUCUAAUACCAUAGUCUUGGCUACAGCGUGUUACGUAUUCACAAGCCUUUCGUACAUUAGCAUAGACCUGCUCCGAAGGAUUCUAAAUGAAGGCUUAAGGAGAGCUUACACUAGUGUGCCCUUUCAGCCUAAUGACCUCAUCAUCUUGGCAGUGUGGGCAAUGCUGGCAAUUGGGGGAAUAACGGUACAGCUACGCCGAGAGAGACGCAAGGCACCUUUCCCACCGCACCCCUAUCGGCUAUGGAAGCGUGAUCGAGAGCGCAGGGUAACGAACAUCCUAGAUCCCAGUCAUCAUGUCCCUCCCCUGAGAGAGAGGAUCCAUAGUAAGCUAUCCCAGAUGAAGGAUUUUUUCUGAAAAGAGCAACCAGCUGGGGAAAGAACGCCGCUACUCUUGUAAACUGACGUACAAUUGAAAAGACUUGAGAAAUCUAGCCGGAGACUUAUGGGAACUAGUAAGCAUCCCCUUGGUGCUGAAGACUUCGUUACUUGCCUUCCUCAACAAAAACUAGAAUGGACUAGAGAAAGAUUCACACUUGCCAGCUCUGCUCUGCUUAGUG
Messenger RNA from Elgaria multicarinata webbii, 1888 nucleotides. RefSeq names its product transmembrane 7 superfamily member 3-like. Lineage: Eukaryota; Metazoa; Chordata; Lepidosauria; Squamata; Anguidae. Gene Ontology annotation, biological process: negative regulation of programmed cell death. The transcript has a single exon. Gene Ontology annotation, cellular component: plasma membrane. The record is from RefSeq and is a predicted model, not a curated record.